AUAGAAGUGAAAGCAUCCUGAAAUGGCGAACCGCACGGUGAAGGAUGCGCAUAGCAUCCACGACACCAACCCUCAGUAUCUGGUGGAGAAGAUCAUUCGAACCCGAAUUUAUGAGUCCAAAUACUGCAAAGAAGAGUGCUUUGGGCUUACAGCUGAACUUGUAGUAGAUAAAGCCAUGGAGUUCAGGUUUGUGGGUGGCGUCUAUGGUGGCAACAUAAAGCCAACUCCCUUUCUAUGUUUGACCUUGAAGAUGCUUCAGAUUCAACCAGAGAAGGACAUCAUUGUAGAGUUUAUCAAAAAUGAAGACUUCGAGUAUGUCCGCAUGUUGGGAGCACUUUACCUGAGGCUGACAGGCGCUGCAAUGGAUUGCUACAAGUACUUGGAGCCUCUGUAUAACGACUACAGAAAAAUCAAGAGCCAGAACCGUAAUGGAGAAUUUGAACUGAAGCGUGUAGACGAGUUUAUUGAUGAACUGCUGCACAGUGAGAGAGUCUGUGAUAUCAUUCUCCCACGGCUGCAGACACGCUAUGUGCUAGAGGAAGCCGAGCAACUGGAGCCACGGGUUAGUGCUCUAGAAGAGGACAUGGAUGGCGUGGAGUCCGGUGAAGAAGAGGAGGAGGAAAAGCUGGAGCGAGUACCAUCACCUGAUCACCGCCGCCGAAGCUACCGAGACUUAGACAAACCCCGGCGCUCUCCCACACUGCGCUAUAGGAGGAGUAGGAGCCGGUCUCCAAGAAGGCAGAGUCGGUCUCCCAAGAGGAGGAGCCCCUCCCCUCGCCGAGAAAGGCAUCGGAGCAAAAGUCCAAGACGACAUCGACAUCGCAGUAGGUCCCGUGAUAGACGGCACAGAUCCGGUUCCAAAUCACCAGGUCAUCAUCGUAGUCACAGACAUAGGAGCCACUCAAAGUCUCCUGAAAGAUCUAAGAAAAGCCACAAGAAGAGCCGGAGAGGGAAUGAAUAAUGGACUCCGGUUUUAGUCCAAAUGGCUUAUGGAUGAAGGCAUCUGUGUGGAAGGAUUAAGAACUUCCUAGGCAGCUAUGAGAAUUUUUUUAGCCAAUAUUCUCUUUUUUAAAUGAAAGAGGUGCUGAGACUUGUAUCUCUUCUUGAAUCAUGACCUAUGUUUGAGGAAUAGUGUUACCCAAUUGUUGCUUCUGACCCUUUAGUACAACAACUCUUGGUUUAUUCAAACUUGUAAGGGAAGAAAGGAUUUGGGAUGUGGAAGGUAUGAGUGACCAGCAAAGGUUUUGGCCACCUGAUCACUUUUUUUUUUUUUAAAUUAAAUUUGACAUAUCCAUCUUGCAUUUUUCUAUACUUUAGGUUUUGGGUUGCCCCAUGUUAUGAAGAUGCUGAGAUUUAUGCUGCUGCUACUGCAUUCAGAGCUCAAAUCAGUAAAACACAUUGGCUUCUACUCUUCCCCCACCCCAACAUCAGCGAAGUGAUAAUAAACUUGAAAAAUAACUGACAGUAAAAAAAAAAAAUAAUAAAUACUAAUAGCAGCAACCAUAAUGUACCUAUAUAUGAGUUUAGAUGUUGAUACUCAUUUCUUGUAACUCUUUCCAGAACUUCUUAGAUAUAUCCAUAUACCAUUUUACCUUGUGAAGACAGAAUACAUUCUCUCCUGCUCUUGUUUUUGUUUUCUUAAACUAUCUUAGGACCCCUUCUUGAUCAGUAUAUACAGCUGCCUCUCACUUGCUUCUACCACUGCAUCAUCCUCCACUGAUGGAAAUGUUUA
This is a messenger RNA of Talpa occidentalis (Iberian mole), 1732 nucleotides long. RefSeq names its product pre-mRNA-splicing factor 38A-like. Gene Ontology annotation, cellular component: precatalytic spliceosome. Bases 23 to 961 code for a protein of 312 amino acids. The transcript has a single exon. NCBI's taxonomy places the organism in Eukaryota, Metazoa, Chordata, Mammalia, Eulipotyphla, Talpidae. The record is from RefSeq and is a predicted model, not a curated record.